This is a messenger RNA of Asterias rubens (European starfish), 3315 nucleotides long. Its product is annotated as metallophosphoesterase 1-like. The record is from RefSeq and is a predicted model, not a curated record. The coding region runs from base 112 to 1332 and encodes 406 amino acids. Gene Ontology annotation, biological process: endoplasmic reticulum to Golgi vesicle-mediated transport; GPI anchor biosynthetic process. Gene Ontology annotation, cellular component: endoplasmic reticulum-Golgi intermediate compartment. The transcript is spliced from 9 exons. Lineage: Eukaryota; Metazoa; Echinodermata; Asteroidea; Forcipulatida; Asteriidae. Gene Ontology annotation, molecular function: phosphoric diester hydrolase activity.
UAAACAAAGUCUUAAAAGUACAGAUGCAGACCGCAAACGGUGCGUAAAAACUGCACAUUUGGUCCAUCAUUGGACAUUUCAGAAACCCAUCACCCUGCCUGAACCAAAUACAUGAAGCAUAUACUCUUUCUGCCUGCAACUAAACAUCAUCAUCCAUCCAUGAUUCGUCUUUCGCAUCUCCUCCUCCGCAUCCUCCUAGCUGCUUCCUUCAUUCUUAUAUUCUGUGAGUUUCUCAUCUAUUACUUUGUCGCUAUUCAUUGCUCUUGGCCGGAGCUGAUACCUCAGAGCAAUGGAGAAGCGCAGAUACUCGAAGAGACCCAGUACGUUGAACCUCUGCAUGUCAUGUUCCUGUCAGACACUCAUCUGCUUGGGACGAGACGUGGGCAUUGGUUUGACAAGCUACGCAGAGAAUGGCAGAUGAAGCGUGCAUUCCAAACGGCUCUGACCGUCGCCAAUCCACAGGCUGUGUUUAUUCUUGGUGAUCUGACUGACGAAGGAAAGUGGGCCAGUAAUCAGGAGUUUAGCGAUACAGUGAAUCGAUUCCACAAAAUGUUUCAAGUCCCAGAGGAUGUUGAGUUCCAUGUUGUCGUUGGCAACCAUGAUAUUGGAUUCCAUGAAUCUGUCACAAGAGAUAAAUUGAGACGCUUCCAGGAAGUCUUUGAAAUCCCACCAGUCAAGGUCCUCACAAUCAAAGGAGUAAACUUUGUCUUAGUGAACAGUAUGGCAAUGCAUGGUGAUGGUUGCUUUAUGUGCAGCCCUGCUAUGGAUCAACUACUUGAGGCAUCGGAACAAUUGAACUGCACUCGCUUUGGCUCACCGUCAGGAACGAAGGAAGAUAAUCAAGAAGCAAAAAACAGAUGUCAGAAGUACAAGACGCUACCAAAUAUAGCUCCGAUAUUACUACAGCAUUAUCCUCUGUACAGGUCAACGGAGGCUGUAUGUGAAGGACCAGACGCCCCCUCGCUGGAAGAACAAAAGAAAAAGAACAAAGAGAGAUAUGACGUCCUCUCUAAAAAGGCCUCCCAACAGUUAUUAUCGUGGAUUCGGCCCCGGAUGAUCCUGAGUGGCCACGCCCACCAUGGUUGCUACGUCCUUCAUCCUGGUGGUAUCCCUGAGCUUUCUGUUCCAUCGUUCAGCUGGAGGAAUCGUAACAACCCAAGUCUAAUCAUGGCCACGAUAACACCAGAGCGUUUGGAGUAUAACAAGUGUUUCAUACCCCAGGAGUCAACCGUUAUAAGCGUCUAUAUUUCCUUUGGCGUUCUGAUGCUGGUCUGGGUCGUCAUUCUGAUAUUCUACAAAUGUGGGAAGAGAUUCAAGAUUCAUGGGAUGUAAAUCCAUCUGAGAGUGGACCUUCAGUGUCUAAAGCUGUGUUCCCAUUGGAAUUGUUGUUCUUUCUUUUUGUAAAGAGCCAAUAAAGGAUGAUCUCAAUAUUUCAACUUUUACCUUUUUAUGACCAAAUAGUCAUCGUAGAUACCGGUUAUAACUAUUUUACUCUCAAAAUUUGCAUUCAGUAACAAAUAACUUGAGUCAAAAAUGCACUCGGCCGCACGGCUUUUUCAGCCGAGAGUAAAAAAGGGCUUAUCUAUUAUAAUGACCUCUUGACGGCAGUGACGAUAUUCCCCUAAUUGGAUGUGAACACGGUUCUCCAGCUUUGGCAAACUGAGGGCACUAUUUUCCACACCAAAUAGCCGCCACUGACGUCACAAUUCCUUUGUCGCGCAGGUUUGUUUGACCCCGGGUUUUCCAGAUAUUUUGCUAGAAGCAUUUUGUAAAAAAAAAAUUUUUACUAUGUUUUUACGUGAGGUCAGAGACUCAUUGUAUUUUUUUUAUGUUUCAUAUGGACUCCAGCUAUAAGAAAACUGUAAUAUCUAUAUAUUUGAGAUCAUCCUUUAUUGGCUGUUUAAGUACUGCAACUUUUCUGUAGAAUGACAAAAAUAAAUCCAAUGGGGAUGCAUGGUAAACUUCCCUUCCUGUCAACUGCGACUGUGAUGUAAAAUAACAGGCCGAAAGAGGUCGCUGAAGACUUUUGCGCAGCCAUGGAAACUUAAACCGGGCCACUAAAAAGUCCAAUGGGAAUAGCGACCACGCUGUAAAAUGCUUUGCAAACACCGCUUAUUUCUUUGUGUGCAAGACUGUUUCUAGCAUGGAUUUAUCAAAAAGGAGGCUGGCUAUUUUUGCAUUAAGCCUGAGUUUGGUUGCAUAACAACCUUGCUUUUGUGUCUUCACAGCCGCUGUGUUUGGUUGGCCAAAAGUAAGCGCUCAGCCAGUGAUAGGUCUUCCUUUGACCUCAGUAAGAGCGCUGUUUGAGAAUGUGACAUCAUAUACGAAGGGUCUACUUAAUAUUUAAAUAAGCGUAGUAUAAAGCAUACCAUAAAGAAGCUCCUGAAUGUAUCACGGACAUGCUCAACUUGAAAUCCAAACAAAGACAUCUUCGUUCGUCUACCUCUUGCUCCCUUUUUGUCAUGCCAUGAACGCGCUAUUCAACUUUUGCAGAGAUCAUUCUCCGUAUAUGGCCCCAAAAUGUGGAAUAAGCUUCCUGUCAAAUUAAAAAUGCCAGUUCAAUCACCUCAUUCAAGACAUUCAUUAAAGCUCACCUGUUCAAGCAGGCUCACACUCAUUCAACUGUGCCUCAGUGCCUUAGAGCAAACUUUGGAUUUUGGCGCUCUAUAAAUGACUUUUCAUUGAUUUUUCUAGCUGCUAAUUUUGUUUAUUUUGUUUAUUUAUUUAAGUACUUAUAAAGUGUCUUCAUUUGUACUUAUACGACCCAUAAUACACAUGUUAUCAUGAGAGGAAAUUAUCACUCAAGAGAUACUAUGUACUUCAGGAUGUACCGAGGCAACACAAAUUAGCAAGAUGCAUUUUUGUGCAAUGAGAUACACCCCCCCCCCUUUUUUUUUCACACAAUUUCUAAAAACCUCAAAAGCUUGGUCAAAAUGCAAAUAGCGGGCCCUGAAAUACACAAUAUUUGUAAACCAUUUCGUGAUAAGCCAAUGUAUUAACUUUUCCAAUAUUACUUACCACUAAAACUUUGGUUCAGCAUUGUUAAUAACUUAAAGAGGCUCUCCAAGUUCAAAUUCAGUAAAUUCAGUUCUGUGAUUCACACAUUUUCCAACACCAGAGGGGGCAAACGUUAGCAGUCAAAACCUCACAUAAAAUGGCGUCAAAUGCCAUUGUGUUUGAUUCUCACCCUUCAAGUGCAAUUGGUUGAAUUGACCUCACAUCACAGUUUACCUGUGCACCGAUUUUACCCAUACACUGAUGUGUGUUAGCACUGUAAUCUCAGUACUUUCCCGAGUCCUGUGAAAAAAAUAUAAC